Messenger RNA from Pseudophryne corroboree (corroboree frog), 2079 nucleotides. RefSeq lists its product as uncharacterized. Bases 330 to 977 code for a protein of 215 amino acids. The record is from RefSeq and is a predicted model, not a curated record. The transcript has 3 exons. NCBI's taxonomy places the organism in Eukaryota, Metazoa, Chordata, Amphibia, Anura, Myobatrachidae.
AAAAAAGCAGUACUGGUCGUCCUACAGUCACUCCCAUCACAUCUGAUGAUGAUGACGCUGCGGAAGCAGGUCCAUCCAAAGAAGUCUUAAGCAGCAGAAAGCGCACUUCUGGAACACACCACAAAAAACAUCUGCCAGCAAAGAAAGCAAGGACUGAUGUCCAGGGCCAACCACAGCAGGCUACCCCGCCACGAAGAUUAUCUACUGUUUGUUCGGUGCCCCCACUCCAAAUUUUGGACACACCUCCAAGACGCCAACCACACUCCCCUCAUCUUGAUUCUUCUAGUCCUGGUACCAGCAUCCCUCUGCAACAACAGCAACACAGUGACAUGGAUGACACAAUCAUGUUAGAAAUGCAUCCAGUAAUCGAAGGAAUCAGCCCCCCAGCACCUGUGAGUACUCCACCACAGCAAACCACACCACCACCCCAACACAGCCCAACAACACCAGUAACACAAGGCCCUGAUCAAGUGUUCUGGACCAUUUGGGCUAGACAGCAGGCCACUAAUGAAGAUUGCCUGCGUAGGCAGACCCAAAUGUUUGCAAGCCUACCAUCUCACCACAGACGAAUCAGCAGAAAUCUGAGUAGACAAAAUGAAACAAACACAAGAAUUGCAAAUACCAUGGAAAUCAUGCAUGCAGACAUUACACAUGUCAUGGGCAACUUACAGUGCAUAAUGGAAGAACAGCACAGACAACAGCAAAGCUAUAUCAACAUUUUAGAAAGCAAUCAAAUGAUCAAUGAAUCCAUGUCCAGAAUUGUAGACAAUCAAAAUGCUGCAACACGUGAACUCAAUGCCACCCUCACUAACCUCAAUGAAACACUCAGAUCCCUGCAGCAACAGCAAACAAGCAGCAGUUCUGGUACGACUACUCCAAAUGUAACACCAGUGUCAUCACCACCAAUGCGCUCCACCAGAGCACGCCAACACGACAGUGGUAAAGGCAAAGGCCAGGACAAGCAACCACCCAAAUAAACAUUAAAAAAUCCACACACAUUUCUUUAAAGAGAAGAGAAACAAAAUACUUACCAAGUGUAUGAUUAACAGAAUAUAUAUAACACUUAGCUCCUUGACAAUUUGUACAACAUCAUUAAUUAUAACUGGUACAAACAACAACAGGAAUUUUGUACGCACAUUUCUUCUUUAUCAUCUUUGUAUUUUUUGUUAACAGGAAACUGUUGUUUGAGCUGCACAUAGAUGUUAGCAUUCAGAAAGCAGACCACUUGAUUUUUUUUCUAAUCAUUAGUCUUUCUAGAUUCUAAUCAUUCUUUGAGCCAGCAGACAGACUAAUUGGCAGCCAGGCAGAUUGUCUUAAGCAGGCAGAAAGCAGACCACUUGAUUUUUUUCUAAUCAUUACUCUUUCUAGAUUCUAAUCAUUCUUUGAGCCAGCAGACAGACUAAUUGGCAGCCAGGCAGAUUGUCUUAAGCAGGCAGAAAGCAGACCACUUGAUUUUUUGCUAAUCAUUACUCUUUCUAGAUUCUAAUCAUUCUUUGAGACAGCAGACAGACUAAUUGGCAGCCAGGCAGAUUGUCUUAAGCAGGCAGAAAGCAGACCACUUGAUUUUUUUCUAAUCAUUACUCUUUCUAGAUUCUAAUCAUUCUUUGAGCCAGAAGACAGACUAAUUGGCAGCCAGGCAGAUUGUCUUAAGCAGGCAGCAAGAAGACCACUUGAUUUUUUUCUAAUCAUUACUCUUUCUAGAUUCUAAUCAUUCUUUGAGCCAGCAGACAGACUAAUUGGCAGCCAGGCAGAUUCAUCCAUGACCAAUACAAUUUACAAUGUGAAUUGUAACUGUUUUACAUUUCUUCUCUAGACGAAUUGACAAGAAAAACACAAUUGAGUUGGGUAAAAGUGUCCUAAUAUGUUGGGGGUAAUAUUUAGAUAAUUCAGUCCGAAAAUGACUGACAUUAUUGUUGUGCCAUGUUUGUGUGUGUUAAAAAUAAGUAAUCAGAUUUAAAAACAUGAUGCAGAAACAACAACAUUUGAAAUAUUUGAAAGUUGAACACAAAUGUGUGUUAUAAUGGAUAUAUGUAGAAAAAUGUGUAUUGCCUUACAAAUCUACAAGUUUUGGCCAGCAAA